GCGCAGGACUCUGUUUUCAGCGCAUGUUGUUAAAAACAAUUGUCAUAAUAAAGUCACAGAGUAUGCAGUUUUAUAUUAUUUGGUUGCGAAACUGAGACAAAAAUAUUCGCAAAAAAGAUUAGUGUGUCAAAACAAUGAAGUGCUAUUAUGAAGAACUUGGUGUGGAACGAGAUGCAGAUGAAAGUGCAAUUAAAACUGCCUACCGAAAAUUGGCACUAAAAUGGCAUCCGGAUAAAAAUCCAGAUUGUAUGGACGAGGCAAAAGAGCGCUUUCAACUUAUUCAGCAAGCAUAUGAAGUUCUCUCCGAUAUUCAAGAAAGAGCAUGGUACGACAAUCAUCGUGAGCAAAUAUUAAGAGGAAAAAAUUCUGAUUAUGAAGACAACUGUUUGGAUGUGUUCCAAUAUUUCACGGUUUCAUGCUUCAAGGGCUACGGCGAUGACGCCAAGGGAUUUUAUUCCGUUUACAGAGAAGUAUUUGAAAAAAUAGCUGCAGAGGACGCUGAAUUUAUGGACGAUGAUGAAGAACUGGAAAAUAUACCAUCAUUUGGCAAUUCAACAAGUAGUUAUGAGGAAGUAGUUGGGCCUUUCUAUGCCUAUUGGAGUGCAUAUUGUACUAAACGGACUUAUACGUGGCUGUGCCCCUAUGAUAUAAAAGAGAUAAAAGAUCGAAGAAUAUUAAGGGAAAUUGAAAAGGAUAUGAAAAAGGUGGUUCAUAAGGCCAAAAAAGAAAGAAACGAAGAGGUUCGUAAUUUAGUGUCGUUUAUCCGAAAGCGUGACAAACGUGUGCAGGCAUAUAAAAAAUUACUAGAAGAAAGGGCAGCUUUCAACAGACAAAAGCAAGAACAAAAUCGAUUGGAGCAAAUCAGACGCCGACAACAGGAGUUAGAGGAAAUGAGACAGAAUAGCCAAAUAGCAAAUGAAAGCAAGGAUGAUUAUGAAGAACAAUUAAAGCAUUUAGAAAUGCAAUAUAGCAGCGAUGAUGAUUAUUAUGAAGAUGAAGCCGAGGACGAAAAUGAAGAAAUGAGCGAAGAAGACCUAGUUGAACAGGAUGAUAUUAAAGAUAUUGAAUAUAUUGAUGAUUUGUAUUGCGUGGCUUGCAAUAAAGAAUUCAAAACAGAAAAGGCAUUUGCAAACCAUGAAACAAGUAAAAAACAUCGGGAUAACAUCGAAAAACUAAAGAUUGAAAUGCAAUAUGAAGAACAUUCAUUCAAACCAGAUGAAAAUUGCCAAGAAAUUAUUGGAAGUGCAGAUGAAAUAUCAAAGGAGGAAAACGAAAAUGAUAUAGGGGUAGAAACAGGCGCAAAAAAUAAAACAAUCAAAUCAAAAGUUAAAAGGGAUGCUAAAAAAUCAAAGCGGACAAAUUUAUUAAUAUCAGUUGAAGACAUCCAUUAUGAGGAAAAUAUAGAGGAAGUUGUAGAAAAACUAAAUAUUUCUUCCAGUUAUGAGAAAGAAGAUGACGAUUGGAGUACAACAAACAAAAAAUCAUCAAAGAAAUCGAAGAAUAAAAAUAAAACAAAUCAGAAAAAAUCGAAUUUAUCGGAAACGCAAUCCGUGAAACACAGCAAUGAUUAUGAAAGUUUAUCUAAAAUGGCAUCGAAUUCUAAUAAUGGAUUAGAAUCAGAAACAAACAAACAUGAAUGCGUCACGUGUAAAUCUAAAUUCGACUCUAAAAACAAACUAUUCUCCCACCUAAAGUUAACAAACCAUGGUGUCUAUAUACCCAAAACAAAAAUAACAAAUGAUGAGAACGUAAAAGCUAGAAAGGGAAAAGGUAAAAAGAAUUAGUUAUUUUUACUAACUAAUUCCUAACAAUUUAUCAAAGUUUUAUAGAACAAAUUUCGUAUGAAAGCUUGUCUUUUAAACUUUUUAUUAAUUGUUAUCAAUAAGGCCCUUAAUCCGUAUAACUUUCUAUAAAUGUAAUCUAAAUUAUAAAGCUAUAGAUAAAAAAUUAAAAUAAUGUACAGAAAUAAUAAUAAUAAAAACAUAAAUAAUGUUGUAAUUAUUACAAUAACUACCAUUAUGCCUAGUUGGAAUUAAAAUGAAAGUGCUCAAAAAUUGGUCUUACACCUUCUAUUAUCGAAUAUUUCCAUAAAUGUUUCACGGAUCAUAUCAAAACAUUGCAUGAUUUAACAAAUUAUUACUUCAUUUAAAUAAAAAUGGGUGAUAUUUGAAUAGUGGGCGUGAUUAUUAUUACAAAUUAUAUUGUCGACUGCUAAUAACUAUGAAUAUAUUAAAGGUAAAACCAAAUUGAAACCCUAAACUUCAUCGGUGGAAUAUGAUUUUGAAGCUUGGAAUUUCGUAUUUAAUGACGCCAGAAAAUUCAUUUCAGUCAUUGUGAAGCUCUAGAAACUAUUUUUUAGUGAAAAAUAAAAAGAAUAAACAAUUUUUACACACA
This is a messenger RNA of Lucilia sericata (common green bottle fly), 2394 nucleotides long. RefSeq names its product dnaJ homolog subfamily C member 21. Gene Ontology annotation, molecular function: nucleic acid binding; zinc ion binding. NCBI's taxonomy places the organism in Eukaryota, Metazoa, Arthropoda, Insecta, Diptera, Calliphoridae. The record is from RefSeq and is a predicted model, not a curated record. The coding region runs from base 135 to 1784 and encodes 549 amino acids. The transcript has 2 exons. Gene Ontology annotation, cellular component: cytoplasm.